UACUUGUGUUUAAAAUGUCAUAUAUAUUUAUAUGCUAGUUUUGAUUCCUGUUAGUUGUUUUGAUUCCUAUUAGUUACACACAGAUGCAAAUAAUGAGCUUUAGUUCAGUACAAACAGAAUUUAAUAUUUAAUCUCUAGUGCACUAAACACUGAGUUUCACUGCAUUCAUUUUUAAAAUGAUAAAUUAAGUAAACAUUGCCAAAUUGAAAGUAAAAUCCUAUAAGAUGCAAACGUCAGACGCACUGUAGUUUAAAAUCAGCGCGAGGUGUUUCUAUUUCUAGGCGUCGACACUAGUCACGUGAUCCCGAGACAGAAAUGAUUUACCUGCGGACUGACCGUCGCACCUGAACGAGUGUCUGAUCCUGAUCGAGUCUCACACUCCUGAUCUGUCAUUAUCACUUAUAAUAUUCCAUAUACAUUCAUAAUAUUCCUCUCAAUGGAGUGUCAGGACAGUGGAAAUGUGAACUCAAGCGCUCUGUUCUGAGUGUCAUCGGUCUGUUUCAUCGGUCAGUCCAGCUCAGAAACACAGACAGACUCCAACAUGAUGGAGGAGUUGAUCUAUAAACCUGAAACAUCUGAAGAGAUCAAACCUCUGAACCUCACUGAUCUGACCCGAUCCGAUGGAGAUGUUCGGGGAGCCGACAGCAGGACGGAGAGCGCUGAAGAGCUGGAGCGACGAGACGACUGGACGGAGACGGAGGAGAAGAAGUCACAGCACAGAGACGACGACGGUUCAUUGGCUGACGAUGAGGAGGAAGAUGAUGAUGAUGAUGAAGUUGAUGGGAACGAGUCGCAGGACUCCUGGCUGCCAGAGAAAGCGGUGCAGGCGUUCACUCCAAACGUGAUGAUCGUUAAGCCCACUGGACGUGAAGACGUUCAGAUGCAGGAGAUCCAGAUGGAGAAGAUCCCUCUGUAUGUGCAGAAUUUCCACACAAACCCUCCACAACACUUCCACCCGCCCUGGAUCGACGAUAUAGACAAACCUGAAGACAGUUAUUGUGUGGAGGUUGUGCGGUUGUGUGCGUGUGUAACGGCUGCCGUGGUCAUGUUCCCGUUACUGAUGUGGGGUGGGUACAAGCUCCUCCCCUUUGACGCCCCGCCCCUCGACAGCACCCCCCUCAGGCUGGUCUACACACUGCGCUGUGCGUUUUUCGCCAGCAUUCCCAUCGUUCUGGGUGUGCUGGUUCAGGGCGUGUCCCGUCUGAAGUUUGGGAAGCUGAAGCCUCUGUUUGACGGGACGUGGGAGAAUCGUGAGGUCUCCGUUCACGGUCACUACGUCCGAGACUCACUCCACCUGUACCUGCUCUACUUCCUGCAGCUCGCUGUCAUGGCAACAUACACCCAACAGGAAAUGCUCAAACUGGUGCCGCUCAUCACCAUCAUCUUCGUGAUUGGCAGACUGAUCUACUGGGUUUGCGUGGCGUUCGGCAGCAGCGUACGAGCGCUUGGUUUCACGCUCUCGUUCCUGCCUCUGCUUGUUCUGCUGGGAGCAAACCUCUACUUCAUCGGCUCUGUGAGAGGACAGGAGGCGGUGUUUGACGUGGCCCCGCCCACCACAGCCCCACCCCCAAAACAAAGGUGGUGGGGGUGAACACAACGACACGUUCAGCAUUCAGAAUGAUCACUUAAACAAAUGUGGGUGUGACUUUGCUGCUGACGUCCCCCUCCGUCCAGCAAGACAAUUAAACAAUGACUGAAAGACUGUGGGAGAAUCACUCAGUAAAGACUCACUCUUGCACUGAAACUCAAUAUGUGUCAUGAGACUAAACCUGUCUAACUGCUGUAAACCCUGGUGGUUUGGGCUUUCAGGUCUGACCUCAAUAUUUACUCAGUUAGUAGUCGAGUGAAUCUCACAAAGCCUUUUUACCUUGAAAUCAAAAGAAAGAAAUAAAAAAAAUAUAUGGCAACUUAAAGCCUUUAUAUAUAAUGCAUUAUAAACUUAUUUUAAUACACCUUAUAAUGCAUCGUAUGACCUUGUGAAUAAUUGUUACCACAGUUAUAAUACAUUAUUAUACUUAUCUAUUCAUCAAACACACCUUUAGAAAGUAUAAUGCAUUAAAACGCAUGAUAAACAACCAACUUCAGGUGGAAUCUGCAAACAUUAUAAUGCAUUUUAACUUUGGUUACAGUUAUUUAUGAAAAGAUAAUGCAUUAAAAUGUACAUUAUACAUAAAGGCUAUAUUUUGCUUGUUUUUAGGACUAUUAUGAUGCCUUCCUUGUAUUAUUCCAUGAGAAUUAAACACAUUUCUCUCCCAAAUCAUUGUUAUUGCUGUAAAGUGAAAAAUGAUAGGGAUAUGUGUUUAAUAUUCAUGCAGAUGUCACAAUGCAAGCGUAAUGGGCCUUGAAAUGUAAUUUGUUAUGUGUAAGCCGGAUAUGUUGGAUAAUAGAGUGUUUUACAGAGAAGUAUUUUGAUGUUUAAUGUUUCAGACAUGCAUCAUGUCAUGAUGUCAUUAUAAUUGUUUUGUGCCAUAUUCCUCAUGUUUACUAAUGUUUGUCCUAAUGCAGUCUUGUCUAUGACUUCACAAUCUGAUGUUUCCGUCUUUAUAGAAGGUUUAUGAAUAAAUGAUGCACAGGA
Ctenopharyngodon idella (grass carp) is the source of this 2575-nucleotide messenger RNA. RefSeq names its product transmembrane protein 79a (gene tmem79a). The transcript is spliced from 5 exons. Gene Ontology annotation, cellular component: trans-Golgi network membrane; lysosomal membrane. NCBI's taxonomy places the organism in Eukaryota, Metazoa, Chordata, Actinopteri, Cypriniformes, Xenocyprididae. Gene Ontology annotation, biological process: regulated exocytosis. Bases 542 to 1591 code for a protein of 349 amino acids. The record is from RefSeq and is a predicted model, not a curated record.